CUUAAAUAAAAAGCCUCUCGUCCCGUCUCGGGUCGGAUACGUAGAAUAACCCGGAAAGCCACACCGCCCUUGUCAUAUUCAAACCUGGGGGAGAAAACGCACUUGCUCAUAUUCGAGCUAACCCCCAAAUCCAAUUUAGGGUUAGGGUUACUGAAUCGAUCAGACAUUGACAUUUACAACAAUGGCGAAUCGUACGGACCCAUUAGCGAAGAGUAUAAGGGGUACAAAUCCACAAAACUUAGUAGAAAAGAUAGUUCGUUCGAAGAUCUACCAGAAUACUUACUGGAAAGAACAAUGCUUCGGUCUCACCGCCGAAACUCUCGUCGACAAAGCCAUGGAACUCGAUCAUGUCGGCGGCACUUACGGCGGAAAUCGUAAACCUACUCCUUUUAUGUGUCUUGUUAUGAAGAUGCUUCAGAUUCAACCUGAGAAAGAUAUUGUCGUUGAGUUCAUCAAAAACGAAGAUUAUAAGUAUGUGAGGAUACUUGGGGCCUUCUAUUUACGCCUUACCGGAACAGAUUCCGAUGUCUAUUUGUACUUAGAACCUCUGUACAAUGAUUAUCGGAAGCUGCGGAUGAGGAAGCAGGAUGGGCAGUUUUUGCUGACCCAUGUGGAUGAGUUCAUCGAUGAACUCCUCACUAAAGACUAUUCAUGUGACAUAGCUAUGCCUCGCAUUAAGAAAAGAUGGAAUCUUGAGAAUGUUGGUGCUCUGGAACCCAGAAGAAGUGCCCUAGAAGAUGAUUUCGAGGAGGAGGAAGAAAAGGAAGAAGAUGAGAUGGAUGUAGAUGUUGAUGAACAUGAAAAGGACUAUCGCGGUAGGAGUCCUGUCAGAGAUAGGGAUAGGAAACGUGACAGUCACAGAUACAGGGAUAGAGAUUAUGACCGUGAUUAUGACCGUGACUAUGAUAGAGAACGUGGAAGAGGGAGAGAUAGAGAUAGGGACCGGGACCGGGACCGAGACAGGGACCGAGAUCGUUAUCGCAUCAGAGAGGAAAAGGAGUAUGGCCGUGAUAGAGAUAGAGAAGGUAGGGAAAGGGAUAGGCGUGACAGGGAUCGUAGGCGAAGGAGUCGCUCUAGAAGCCGGAGUAGGAGUAAGGAACGCAAGGAUCGUGAUGGUGAUCGUAAGAGGCAUGGUAGAAGUCCCAGUCCCAGAAGGCAUGGAGAUGAGGAUGGUGGUGCACGUGAGGAGCCGAAGAAGAAGAAGAAAGAGAAGAAGGAGAAGAAGGAUGAUGGAACUGACCACCCUGAUCCAGAAAUUGCUGAAGCUAACAAACUUCGUGCAAAACUUGGGUUAAAACCAUUGCAGUUGUAGAUACAUAUGAUUGCAUUUUGGUGUUUUUGUUUCCUUCUGUUUGUUGUCAGGAAAAUUUGCUCUCCGUAUUUUCUGUACUGAAGUAAGGUGAAUCCAGCCAUACGUGUAUAACCAUCUCUUAAAUAUUUGUAUGAUUCUAUUUUCACCGUCAAAUUAUGCAGAUUACAAUCCCUUCUGAGGAUGUUUUCUGGUCAGCUCAUCAAUAGAUUCAAGAGUUAAAUGUUGC
Messenger RNA from Beta vulgaris subsp. vulgaris (sugar beet), 1538 nucleotides. Its product is annotated as pre-mRNA-splicing factor 38. Bases 182 to 1312 code for a protein of 376 amino acids. The record is from RefSeq and is a predicted model, not a curated record. The transcript has 6 exons. Gene Ontology annotation, cellular component: precatalytic spliceosome. Lineage: Eukaryota; Viridiplantae; Streptophyta; Magnoliopsida; Caryophyllales; Amaranthaceae.